AGGGAGACACCCUGAGGCCGGGCGGGGGGACCGGAUAGAGGGAGACACCGCGCCGCCCGGACCCUUCCGGCUGACGCACACGGCAAGGGCAGACUCCCGGAGCCGCCGCUUCUCCUUCGGAUCCUGCAGAAAGCAACAAUUGUGUACCAAAGAAAUGGUGAUGGAGAAGCCAAGUCCCCUGCUUGUCGGGCGGGAGUUUGUCAGGCAGUACUACACUUUGCUGAACAAGGCACCAGACUUCUUGCACAGGUUUUAUGGUAGGACCUCAUCUUAUGUUCAUGGUGGAUUGGAUGGUAAUGGAAAGCCUGCUGAAGCGGUUUAUGGCCAAGCUGAAAUCCACAAAAAGGUCAUGUCCCUUCAGUUUAGUGAUUGUCAUACAAAGAUUCGCCAUGUGGAUGCACAUGCUACUCUAAGUGAUGGGGUGGUGGUACAGGUCAUGGGAGAGUUGUCAAACAGUGGUCGGCCAAUGAGGAAGUUCAUGCAGACUUUUGUAUUGGCACCAGAGGGUUCUGUUCCAAACAAAUUCUACGUCCAUAACGAUAUAUUCCGCUACCAGGAUGAAGUGUUCGAUUCGGACGCAGAAUUGGAAGAAGAAUCUGAAGAGGAAGUGGAGGAAGAACCAGAAGAACGUCAAUUGUCCCCUGAACCUGUGCAGGAAAAUACCAGUAAUACGUACUAUGAUGCUCACACUGUCAGUAAUGGUGUGGAGGAAACCCUGGAAGAGCCAGCUCCUGAAGCUGAGCCUGAACCUGAAUCAAAAACUGAGGAGAUAAAACCUGAACCCGAGCUGGCAGAGAAGAAUGUAGAAGAGUUGGAGGAGAAGGCUCCAUCGCCUGCCCCAGUCGAACCAGUUUCUCAAGCACAGGAAGCUCCCAAGGCUUUCUCCUGGGCCUCAGUGACAAGUAAAAAUCUGCCUCCUAGUGGUACAGUUUCUUCCUCUGGAAUUCCUCCCCAUGUUGUUAAAGCACCAGCCUCACAGCCAAGAGCUGAAGCUAAAACGGAAACCCUCACGCAGCCCCCAAGGCCUCGUGACCAGCGGCCCCGGGAGAGGCUGGGGUUAGUGUCCCGAGGACCUAGAACAGGUCGAGGAGAUAUUGAAUCGAAUGAGGUUGAGAACCGGAGAAUCAUCCGUUACCCAGAUAGUCACCAGCUCUUUGUUGGCAACUUGCCCCAUGACAUUGAUGAAAAUGAACUGAAAGACUUCUUCAUGAGUUUUGGCAAUGUGGUCGAGCUCCGUAUUAAUACAAAGAGCAGUGGGGGAAAGCUGCCCAACUUUGGAUUUGUGGUGUUUGAUGAUCCAGAUCCUGUCCAGAGAAUCUUGAGUGCCAAGCCGGUCAUGUUCCGAGGUGAGGUCCGCUUAAAUGUGGAAGAGAAGAAAACGCGAGCUGUUCGUGAAGGGGAGCGCAGAGGUGGAGAUGAUCGCAGGGACAACCGCCGCAGCGACAGGGGCUCUGGUCCGCGGAGCAUGAUUGGUGGUGGGAUGAUGCGGGACCGCGACUCCCGGGGACCCCCGCCCAGAGGUGGCAUGGCACAGAAGCUGGGUCCUGGACCUGGGAGAGGUGGGCUGCCCAGUGAAGGUCGGUUUGCUGGACCCCGUCGCUAAGCGCCACCGCCCCUGAUAUCUCGCCGGUGACACCAUACUCUUCGUUUUCUCUCUCUUUUUUGCGUUAUUGUUAAUUUUGGCUUUGGAAUGUGACACAGCCUGUUUUUCAUCUCUUUGUGAAAACAAGCCUUCUUUUUACCAGUUACAUCAAAGUGAUCAUUUUCCCUAUUUUUGGAACAGGAUUUAAGCAAAAAAAAACCAUUGUAUAAGGACUUGGAAAAAAACAAAACAAAAGGCUUUGAUUUAAUUGGAACCCAUUAUAAAGGUCUGAAGAUUCACCCAUUUAGAAACAAAAACACAACCUCGAGUUUUUGGUGCAACUUGGCUGCUUUAUUUUAUAAAUGUGUCAAGUUUCUGCCCAAUUCUAAUGAGGAAAACAAAUUGGUGCAAUUGGAGAAGCUUGCCUUGAUAUUUUUCUUUUUAGAAAUACUAGGCUCAAGAACUUGCGUUCAUGCACUCAUCAUAAUGCACUAAUGGGUACUCUUUAAAGCGUCAUUCACCAUGGCAACUGCAGGAGGAGACGGGUGAAAAUCCAACCACUGUCCACUGACAGGGAAGGAUGACUGACCAGAUGUGGGCUUUGAAUCUUAUACUUGCUGUGACCGACAUGUUUACCCACAUCUGUAAACCUUAAUGGACAAUGUUUGAAACAGUUUCAGAUGGAGAUGGAUUUUUUUUUCUCGAACUUAAAAAUUGAAAUACAAAAGCAAUUGUGAACUCAUUAACAGCCCUGAACUCGAGUUUGGUGGCACGUCCGCUAGUUUUUCUAUCUACCCCACUGCAAUACAGGGAUGCCUCGCUGCUCGACACCAAUUUUCUUGCCCUCGAUCUGUGCAGUUAUGAAUGUGCAGCGAAAAAAAAUCAUAGCUAAACUUUACUGUUUUAGUUCUUUCAACGUGUAAAGAGCAUGAUGGUGCCUUCUAUUGAUACGUCAUUCCAGUCUCACUGGCAACUCUUCUACAGAUUGUACUAACUGCUGUGUUGUACAAAGCCAAACAGCUGUAAAACCUUACGGAAUCACUAGUGUGUUGACAAAAUGCAAAGAUGUGAAAAGCUGCAGCAUCCUUGCUUGGGGGUGGGGAUGGGGGAGGAUUAAAAGGAUUGAAGAAAGAAGAAAAUUGCACAAUGUCCAUUCACCUGUUCCGAGCUAUUUGUUUUUUUUUGUACCAUUCCUACAACCUAGUGGUUGUUUCUGCAUGUUUGUGUUCUACAUUGGAAAUUAGGUAUUUAAAAUCAAAACCCAUUACUGUUACUUUCAUGGAAAAUAUGCAAAGAGUAUGGUCAUGCAUAUAACGGUUAUUUAAAGAUGUGUGCUCAUCCAUAUGAUUUUGAUCUAGUCUAUAUAAAGCAUAACCUUAAGGGAAAGCUACAUUAUGCGUAGGUUAAAACCGAUUUCUGCGUGUCCUUUCUGGAAAAAAAAAAUUAAAGGAACAACAGUUUGGCCAACUUAAAGGAUACUGCAGCUUUCAAUCCAGAAUCAGCAGCUUUUUGUGCUCCAUUUGUGCCAACAUUUGGUUUCACCUAAAUGACAGCUGGAGAAGAAGGAGCAUAAGAUGUGUCAAAGUAACCCAUGUAAGCUUGGUACAGGUGAAAGCUGCUGGUUGUAAUGAGGGAUGUCAUUAAGUCACAGCUUCUAGCAGCAAUGCACAUUUAUCAGUAGCGCAGUGAUUUGUUUACAUGCACAGCUUGAGGCUGUCCCUUGUUGACUGUUCAGCAAAACUGGCAGACACACGGUAAAGUUUACUUGUUUCUAGGUGUUGAUGGAAAGGAUAAAUGUGUCUGUUGGUUUUGAUUUUUGUUUGAAAAUUUCUGACGUCUUCCUUGUUUUGAUGGUAGUCUUGCACUAUUUCUCAAAUUCUGGGAUACAUUAGUAGUUUUUGUGUUCUCAAUCUUGUUUGAACUUUUUUCCCGACUGAUGACUAUUUCAGAUUUAUUAAUGUGGCCUGGAAAUAUUGUACUUGAAGUUUCCAUCGGGCAAGGAAGGGUUACUGUCUCUUUUUUCCACCUGCCCGCACCCCCCUCCCUCCCUCCCUCCC
Carcharodon carcharias (great white shark) is the source of this 3639-nucleotide messenger RNA. RefSeq names its product G3BP stress granule assembly factor 2a (gene g3bp2a). NCBI's taxonomy places the organism in Eukaryota, Metazoa, Chordata, Chondrichthyes, Lamniformes, Lamnidae. Bases 155 to 1603 code for a protein of 482 amino acids. The transcript is spliced from 12 exons. Gene Ontology annotation, cellular component: cytosol; ribonucleoprotein complex. The record is from RefSeq and is a predicted model, not a curated record. Gene Ontology annotation, molecular function: mRNA binding.